AUGGUAUAUCAAAAGGGUUCCACAAGAUCAUGCCACAAUCUCCGUGAGGGGGGCGACAAACGUCGAGUUAAAGAUGUUCGACUCGGAUUGGCUGGCAUUCUAACCAAUCAGGUCGACCUUCCUUUGUCUAUGUGUGGACAUCCGAUCCGCCGGAGAUCAGCGUGGCCAACUGGAUGUACGAGGGGUUUUCCUGAUUGCCGUAGUCAUGUUAAUGGCUUUGGUUGUCAGAGUCCUGAGCGACGAUUGUGCACACAAUCAGAGAGGCCGCUUUUGACGGAGUGGGGUUUUCCUGCCGUAGUCAUGUUAAUGGCUUUGGUUGUCAGAGUCCUGAGCGACGAUUGUCAACGACAGCCACUGACCGACAAAAACAAAACCGACCCGGGAAACUUGGGCAAAAGCCUCGAUCCUGUGUAUCGAUCCGUGAAUGAAUCCGUGCUCUCUCUGGAGGAUGUAAACAAAAAGUACGCGGCGACCGGAACGAAAGACGAUAAAGAAAUUUCUUCUGUGAACGAGUUCCUUGCAAGUACCAUCCCAGGUCCGCUGGCUGUGAAGGUCAUCCGGCCUUCGGACGCAGCAAUAAAGACCGCCACAGUUACACCAGAAGAGAAGCGGGCAGACCAUUGUGCUUCUAGUCACCCUUUCCUCCCUAUCUUCCAUACAGAUCUUGGAGCGGCUGUCAGCAUUCAAAAGGUCUAUCCAAUGAUCAUGCUUCAAUCUGAGGAUCACUCUCUAAAGCGCAAAAGCUAA
Molecule: messenger RNA, 747 nt
Organism: Opisthorchis viverrini
Lineage: Eukaryota; Metazoa; Platyhelminthes; Trematoda; Opisthorchiida; Opisthorchiidae
Exons: 6
Coding region: 1-747 (248 amino acids)
Source: RefSeq, a predicted model, not a curated record